AUGGCGGAAGACAAAGCACCCGAGGUUGUUGAUUACACCCUCAACAACCCCGAUACCUUGACCAAGUACAAGACCGCUGCGCAAAUUUCUCACAACGUCCUUGACGCUGUUAUCGCUCUUUGCUUGGAGGGAGAGAAGAUCGUCGAGAUCUGCCAGAAGGGUGACAAGCUUCUUGAGGAGGAAAUCGCCAAGGUCUACAAGGGCAAGAAGAUUGUCAAGGGUAUCUCUCACCCCACAACUGUCUCUCCUAGCUCCUAUGUGACUCCCUACACCCCUCUGGUGUCCGACGCCGCCGAGGCUGAGAUUGCCCUGAAGGCCGGCGAGGUUGUCAAGAUUCAGCUUGGUGCUCAGAUCGAUGGAUUCGGAACCAUCGUUUGCGACACAGUUGUCGUUCCCAAGAAGGACUCCCCCAAGGAGCCUGUAACCGGCCGUGAGGCUGAUCUCAUUAUCGCUACUCACUACGCCAACGAGGUUCUCCUGCGCCUCAUGAUUCCCCAGGGUCUUUUGGCUCAGGGUACCGACGAGGAGAAGAAGAAGGCCGCGGCUCAGAAGGCCCCUACUCAGGCCUACAUGUCUUCUCUGCUCGAGAAGAUCGCCAAGACCUACGACUGCAAUGUCGUCGAGAACACCACCAGCUGGAUGUUCGGCCGCAACGAGAUUGAGGGCGAUAAGAAGAUCAUUCUCUCCCCCGGUAACGGUGUCCGCGGUGACGGUGUCCCCGAGGUCGGCGAAGUUUGGGGUGUUGAGGUUGGCCUCAGUCUGGGAUCCGGCAAGGUCAAGAACCUCGAGCACCGUCCUACCCUGCACCGCCGUACCACCACCACUUACGGCCUGAAGCGCCCUAGCUCCCGCCAGACUCUGUCUGAGGUUGUCAAGAAGUUCGGUACUUUCCCCUUCAGCUUGCGCCAGCUUGAUGACGAGAAGGCCGCCAAGGUUGGUGUUGUUGAGUGUGUUCGUGGCGGUGUCCUGCGCCAGUACGAGCCUGCUGGCGAGACUGACGGUUCCCCCGUCUCUCGUCUGCUGACCACCGUUGCCAUCACCAAGAACGGUCUCACCAAGCUCGCCGCUCCCAAGCCCGUCGAUCUCGAGCAGAUCAAGUCUGACAAGAAGCUUGAGGAUGAGGAGAUCCUCAAGAUUCUCGAGCAGCCCCUUACCCGCUCUACCGGCAACAAGAAGAACAAGAGCAAGAAGAAGACCAAGACCACCGGCGGUGACGAGUAA
Penicillium psychrosexuale is the source of this 1221-nucleotide messenger RNA. RefSeq names its product curved DNA-binding protein (42 kDa protein). The record is from RefSeq and is a predicted model, not a curated record. NCBI's taxonomy places the organism in Eukaryota, Fungi, Ascomycota, Eurotiomycetes, Eurotiales, Aspergillaceae. The transcript is spliced from 5 exons. The coding region runs from base 1 to 1221 and encodes 406 amino acids.